AAGGGGGGCGUGGGGGCCCGGCGGCGGCGCGGGAGCUCCGCGAAAAAGCCCCGGAAAGCACAAGCUGGCGCCCGACCAGGCUGUUGUUGUUCUCAAUGUAGUCCGCCCCGUACCAAUAUAAAAGGCGGCGGCGGCGCCCGCCCUGGCACAACGUAUACCGAGUGCAGCAGAUACAGCGCGUUCGCGGGGCCCCGCCACGCCGCCGCUCGCCCUGCGACUCCCCGCACCAUGUCGAUAGAGCUCGAAGAAACCGAUCUGCCUCUGACCGAGGCAGAGGAGGCGCCGCUCUCCCCGGAGAAGAAAGCGGCUGCUAAGAAGGCGAAAGCAGGAGGCGGUGCCUCGUCGCCAUCGAAGAAAAGGAAGAACAACAAGAAGAAGAAUCAGCCGGGCAAAUACAGCCAGCUAGUGGUGGAGACGAUCCGCAGGCUGGGCGAGCGCAAUGGCUCCUCGCUGGCCAAGAUCUAUAACGAGGCCAAGAAAAUGGCCUGGUUCGACCAGCAGAACGGCAGGACUUACCUGAAGUACUCAAUCAAGGCACUGGUACAGAAUGACACGCUGCUCCAGGUCAAGGGCACCGGCGCCAACGGCUCCUUCAAGCUCAACAGGAAGAAGCUGGAAGGCGGCAGUGAGGGGGGCGCGGGCAACAGCGCCCACAAGUCCCUCAAGAAGGCGACGGUUUCCUCGACCCGGCGGACCGAGAAGACGCCGGCCAAGACCAAGAAGCCCGAAAAGAAAUCGCACAAGAAGGGAACCGGCGGCGCGGCGGGGAAGGACAAGGGCAAAGCCAAGAAUGCCACCAAGAAGGGAGCUGCGUCCUCCGGGGGCAAGAAGGUGAAGAAGUCGGCAAAGCCCAAGGCACUCAAAAGCCGGAAAGCAUGAGAUCGAGGCGCAAGGAGCCUCCCGCCGCCCCCCGAACUGAGAGCCCUGCGGCACAGACUGCUCUGAGGACAGACCCCAGGGGAUCCGCUUUGUCUUUGUGUUGCUGACUCGCCUCCGCAGCCACCGCCGUGCGCGGUGAGCGGGGCUGCGGGUGCCCCAGCCCCCCUCCCC
Messenger RNA from Prinia subflava (tawny-flanked prinia), 1050 nucleotides. Its product is annotated as histone H1.10. Gene Ontology annotation, biological process: nucleosome assembly. Gene Ontology annotation, molecular function: DNA binding; structural constituent of chromatin. NCBI's taxonomy places the organism in Eukaryota, Metazoa, Chordata, Aves, Passeriformes, Cisticolidae. The record is from RefSeq and is a predicted model, not a curated record. Bases 229 to 879 code for a protein of 216 amino acids. The transcript has a single exon. Gene Ontology annotation, cellular component: nucleosome.